Erinaceus europaeus (western European hedgehog) is the source of this 1395-nucleotide messenger RNA. RefSeq names its product ribose-phosphate pyrophosphokinase 1-like. The coding region runs from base 165 to 509 and encodes 114 amino acids. Gene Ontology annotation, molecular function: magnesium ion binding; ribose phosphate diphosphokinase activity; ATP binding. Gene Ontology annotation, cellular component: cytoplasm; ribose phosphate diphosphokinase complex. Gene Ontology annotation, biological process: purine nucleotide biosynthetic process; 5-phosphoribose 1-diphosphate biosynthetic process. The record is from RefSeq and is a predicted model, not a curated record. NCBI's taxonomy places the organism in Eukaryota, Metazoa, Chordata, Mammalia, Eulipotyphla, Erinaceidae. The transcript is spliced from 3 exons.
UAAAAACAGACCCAUUAUUUAGUCCAUUUCUUUUGCUUUAAGAUCCCGACACACAGGUUUAACCGAACACCUUGUUUUGCAGAGUGACCUCCAUUGCAGACCGGUUGAAUGUGGACUUUGCUUUGAUUCACAAAGAACGAAAGAAGGCAAAUGAAGUGGACCGCAUGGUGCUGGUGGGGGAUGUGAAGGAUCGGGUGGCCAUUUUGGUGGAUGACAUGGCCGACACUUGUGGCACAAUCUGUCAUGCAGCUGACAAACUUCUCUCAGCUGGAGCCACAAAAGUUUAUGCUAUCUUGACUCAUGGAAUUUUUUCUGGUCCUGCCAUUUCUCGUAUCAAUAACGCAUGCUUUGAAGCAGUAGUUGUCACCAACACCAUACCUCAGGAGGAUAAGAUGAAGCAUUGCUCCAAAAUACAGGUCAUCGACAUCUCCAUGAUCCUUGCAGAAGCCAUCAGGAGAACUCACAAUGGAGAAUCCGUUUCCUAUCUGUUCAACCAUGUCCCUGAAUGAUAGUAUAAUUUCUGAGGAGUUUAAAAGAUACAGUAAGCCCCAUCCCUUUUUUCCGCUAUUUGACUCCACCUGACCCCUUGUCUUCGUUUAAAAAGUUCAGCUUGCUCCAGUGUAGUUUACCCACAAUGAGGUAUUAUAUAACAUUUCUCCUAAAUUAGGGAAAGGCAGAUUGAGACUAAGUGCUGGAAUUUCCUAUGGCAUUGUCUCAGCUCAGUUGCAGUAAAGAUUCAGAGGGCAUUAUGUAGAGGAGUUGUGUAUGGGGAAGCUCAGAUGAUUUUUGCAUGUAAAUGCUUUAGGGUUUCCUUGGCUCAAAACUACUAGCUAGAAAGCAAACCCAAUCCCCACUUUCCCACUUUCGACAAGUUCUGUAAGGUCUAUGAUAAAUGACUACAGGAGCCCUGUUGUGUAGCCCCUGUUAGGCAGGAGCUGGCAACUCUCAGCUCAAAUACCUCUCAGGCUAAUGUCUGAGAGGAGAUUGUACACAGUGCAGCAAAUUCUUCUUGGGAGGAAAAAGCCUGAUCCGUCACCCUCUGCUUGGGGACUGUGUUACAUGGAUUCUUCUUUGUACCCAUUCCUUUCCAUUUGGCUGGAAUUUCAGCCAUCUCACCCUUUUCCUGGCCAAAUAUCUCCUUGAGCCCAAAUAUUCAUUGCUACCUUUGUCUUCUGGAAAGCAAAAUUCUGCUAAUCUCCAACAUUUGUAUGAGAUGAGUCCUGUAGUGUAUUCUCAGCCUAUUACCACUGUGGUUGUAGGUUUUUAAGUGUUGGCAUAGUGCCUUUUGAUUAAUUUAAGUAUUUAAUUUUUACCUUCUUGGGAAUUAUUUGGCCUCUCAUGAUCUGAUAUUUCUGUUAAAAAGAUUAUUACUGUCUUGUGUAGAAGUGACUAAUA